CGAGUCCCAAAACAACACCCCUACCUCUCCACUCUAUCUGUAUCAGCGUCGCCCCCCGUUCCACUAGUGUGUACUGUACACGCACUACCAUUUCUCCCCUCCACCAAGCAAUAAUCUCCAAAACAAUCACAGUUCCACCACGAGUAUCAACAGCUGCGAUAUCCACACUUAACGAACGAUCACCUCUCUCGCUGUUUGACUGAUCGCUUCGGCCCUCACUACUUCCUCCACAAGAACUCUCCACCAAGAUGAGUUCCGGCGACACGCCUCGCCAUCCACCUUCACAACGGCCGGCGUCUGGGUCUGCGUCCGGCCCUCAUGAACCCCGGGACACCCUUUACUCCACAAAGCCGACGGCAAGUACAUCCCGACCACCCGCGCAGCCCGUGUUCGGAUCCACCACCCCGCUCAAGUCGAACCUGCCCUCGCGGUCAUGGAUGCCAGCGGACGCCUCAGGUCGGAAUGCUGCCCCUCCCCCUAGACGACCCUUCGUUUCGGAAGUCAAUGCGCGCGCACAACAGUACAUGGAGCCGAUCCGCGCUGGUGCGCCCCGCGAGGCCUGGCGAACGGGGCCGCCGGUGAUCGACCUGACGCAGGACGACUUGAUCCAGCCGCCGACGGACUAUCCGACGUUUGCUACCCCCCGUCCCACAAAGGGGUUUACGUCGGUCAAUAGUGGUCCGAAGAUGCUCUUCGAUAACAAGCCGGCGGUUUACUCGUUGCCUGCUGGUGGUGCAGUUCCGGGAAUGACGCACUACGGCGGCGAGUAUCUCGAUACUGCGAAAACUACAGAGAGUUUGAAGGAGCUAUUGGAGGGAAUCAAUGAUGAGCCGGUCCCUAAGAGGACGCGGAAGAAGAAGAAGAAGAGCAAGCUUGCGAAGAAGGAGGAGGACGAGCUCGCGUCGAUGAUGGCUAGUGCUGAACUUGUUGAGAAGGAGAAGGCCGCCGCCGACUUUGAUGGGAUCAAGCCAGAAGUCAAAGAGGAGCCUGCAGAGGAGGAGGAGGAAGAGGAGGAGGAAGGGGAAGAAGAGGACCUUAGCAGGGUCGAUGGUCUUAAUGUUCCCCUUCUGCCACAUCAGGUUAGGGGUUUAUCUUUCCUCCUGUCUCGCGAGGAGAAGAGAGCAAAGGGUGGAAUCCUCGCAGACGAUAUGGGGCUGGGCAAAACCGUACAAUCGAUCGCUUUGAUUCUCAGUCAUCCUCACCCGCGGUAUCCCAUCGUGGACGGAGUCACAUACUCGAGCUUGUCACCAAAUUCGAAGUUGGCGGCUGCUGCGGUUCCAGACGACGUCUGUCGAGGAACCCUGGUCAUCUGUCCUCUCGCUCUGAUGAAGCAGUGGGAGUCUGAGAUUGCCAAGUUCACCGAGGACAGCCACAAGCUUCGUGUCAAGGUGCAUCAUGGACCUAACCGCACGAAGGAUCCGCUGGCUUUGCGCAGAUACGAUGUCGUGAUCACGACGUACGACGUUAUCCGGUCGGAGCACACUCAGUCCUCUUUCAAAGAGGGCAGUGACGGUCACGUCGACGCUGUGGGUUGCUUCGGCAACCGUUGGUGGCGAAUCAUUUGUGAUGAGGCCCAUACAAUCAAGAACCGCCUCGCGAAAGGCUCCUUGGCGGCUUGCGCUCUCAAGGCACGUUAUAGGUGGUGUCUCACAGGAACUCCCCUCCAGAACAAUCUCGAUGAGCUACAAUCUUUGCUCAAGUUCCUCCGGAUUGCCCCCUUCGAUGACCUCGCUGUAUGGAAGGAACAGAUCUCGCGCCCCAUGCAACAGAAUAGGGGAAAAAUCGCGAUCGACAGGCUCAGGAUUGUUUUGGGAGCGGUCAUGUUGCGUCGAACAAAAGACGUUUUGAAGAAGGACGCAGAGGGGAAAACCGGUCACCAGAUCAGACUCCCCGAGCGAAACAUGGAGAAAAUCGUCGAGUCUUUCAGUCCCAAGGAGCAAGCUUUCUACGACAAGCUCGAGGAGCGAACAGAGGAGAGCCUCGAGAAAAUGAUGGCCGGUUUUGGGGAGUUUGGAGCGUCGCUCGGUGGUCAGAAUAUGACCAGUGCUCUCGUGCUUCUGCUGCGUCUUCGGCAGGCUUGCAACCAUCCUCAUCUACUAGCUGGCAAAAUCCACAAAGACAAGGACUCCGGAAUGGGGCUCUCUGGGCUCAAGAAGAAGAAGGCACCGAUGGUCGACGACGCGGUUGAGGACGAUGAGCUGGCGGGACUGAUGGGUGGGCUCAGUGUCGCCCAAAAGAAAUGCGAAAUCUGCCUCACCGGAUUAUCCCGGGACGCAACUGAUGCGGGUGAGGUUCGCUGUGCUGCGUGCACAGAGGAUCUCGAUGAUGCGGACUUUAAACGGUCAAAGAACAAGAAGGAGAAGAAGGUCAAGAAGAAGAAGAAGAUGCAGGCACCAAGGGGUCGUCGGGUUAUUUUGGAUAGCGAUGAUGAGGAGGACGAGGAUAGUCAAGCUGAGGAAGGGAACGACGAAGAGGAAAACGACGAUGCGGCUUCCGGCGAUGAGAGGUACAACGAUGGCCUUAUUGACAGUCAAGCUGAAGAGACGGACGACGAUGGCUCCGACGACGACGACGGCACUUACUCCCACUUACUCCCUUCUACUAAGAUUACUAGUCUGAUCAAAAUCGUCUCGCAUGAGAUGAAACGGAAGAACAAGACUAUUGUUUUCAGUCAAUUCACUUCGAUGCUAGAUCUCAUUGAGCCCUUCCUUCGGAAAGAGGGGAUUGCUUUCACUCGGUAUGACGGAUCAAUGAAGAACGAUGACCGUGAAGCGUCGCUUCGCCGUCUUCGCGGUGAAGGAGAGUUCGCUCCCCGUAGGGGAAGAGAAGACAGAGACUGGUGUGGAGUACUACUUUGCUCACUCAAGUGCGGUGCCUUGGGGCUUAACUUGACCUGUGCUAGCAGAGUCGUCAUUCUCGAACCCUUCUGGAAUCCAUUCAUAGAAGAACAGGCGAUCGACAGGGUUCACCGUAUCGGCCAACAGAAGGAUGUGAUUGUGUACAAGUUCACCAUCGAGAAUUCGGUCGAAGAGCGGAUCCUCCAGCUCCAAGACAAGAAGCGGGAACUUGCCAAAGCCGCCAUCGGAGAUGGCGACAUGGCAGGCAAGGCGAAGGCUGCGAAGAUGAGCAUGAAGGACAUCAUGUUCUUGUUCAAGCGUGACGCCGAAGGAAAAUACCAAGACAACGGGCCCGACCUGAAUGCGAAGACCCGGAUCCUCAAGGAGAGACGCGCGGCGAAGUUCGAGUCUGCCUCUGCACCUGCCCCGGAGAGGGAAGGCCGCUAUCUUUCUCCCGCCGAACAGGCCGAGCGAGAAGCAAGACGCGCGAGAGAACAGGCGAGCGUUUAUAGUCGUAGGUGAUCUGGGGCUGGGGGUUUUGGAUUGGUCUCCUUGAUUUGUAUUGCAAGCAUGAACUCCAUAGAAACAACGGAAAGGUUAUGGACAUGUAUCUAGUUCCUCGAAUAGAAUCGUAGCACUUUUGGUAUGCCUCUACAGUCAUCUUUGAGCGUGUGUAUAUGUGGAAAAAUAGGGAAACGCAUACGCUGGCCACGGACUGUGCAAAGACGGACAACCGUAUGAUGCAAACACAACACACCCAUGAGAAGUCUAGGGCCUAAUACGGUAUCAUGCAUGUAAAAAAUAAGAAAAUAAAAAGGCCACGCUCUUAGAAAAAGCCAUUAAACAUUGCAUUUCUUUUCUUGCGUUGAACUGGCCGAUGCAUCUACCUCGCUCGUAACGGAGGGCCCUCUCCGAACAACUCUUUUUUUUGGUAUUUUUUAGAGUGUGAUAAAUAAACGGAAAACUAGUCGCGAUCGUCGCACAUAGUCUGGUGGAGAG
Messenger RNA from Tricharina praecox, 3836 nucleotides. Its product is annotated as SNF2 family N-terminal domain-containing protein. Gene Ontology annotation, cellular component: cytoplasm. NCBI's taxonomy places the organism in Eukaryota, Fungi, Ascomycota, Pezizomycetes, Pezizales, Pyronemataceae. The transcript has 4 exons. The record is from RefSeq and is a predicted model, not a curated record. Gene Ontology annotation, molecular function: ATP-dependent chromatin remodeler activity; ATP binding. Bases 249 to 3359 code for a protein of 1036 amino acids.